UUGGUCAAAUCUUAUAUCACACCGUUACACAAGCUGUUUUGUAAACUCAAAGAUAAUUUCUGUAAGGUGGAGAAUAUUAGUAUCAGGUGACUCACGUUGCUGCAGCAAAGUCAGAUCAUUUCGAUCUCUAUACACUGAAGGAAGCAGGUUGCAGCGAUGUGGGGUUCAGGUCUGUUGCUCUUCCUGGUCGGACUCUGGCAUACGUCCCACGCCCAGAGCUCUGAGCCCAUGUUUCAGGUUGUAACGCAGACGAUGCUUGCUCCCGACAGCCUGCACAAUCCCACACAACUGAACUAUGGAAUGGCUGUAACAGAUGUGGAUGGUGACGGCGACCUGGAAGUGGUUGUGGCAGGGUACAAUGGGCCCAACCUAGUGCUGAAGUACAAUCACACUCAAAACAGGCUGGUGAACAUUGCUAUUGAUGACAGCAGCUCUCCAUACUACGCCUUAAGGGAUCAAGCAGGAAAUGCUAUUGGAGUUACUGCCUGUGAUGUGGAUGGAGAUGGACGUGAGGAGAUCUACUUCCUCAACACAAACAAUGCCUACUCUGGAAAGGCAACCUAUUCAGACAAGCUGUUCAAGUUUCGGAAUGGCCGCUUUGAAGAUCUUCUGGGGGACGAGCUCAAUGUGCGUCGUGGUGUCGCCAAUCGCAUGGCAGGACGUUCAGUUGCAUGUGUUGACAGAAAGGGAACAGGCCGUUACUCAAUUUACGUGGCCAACUAUGCCAGCGGCAGCGUCGGCCCCCACGCUCUCCUUGAAAUGGACGAGGCUGCCAGUGAUCUCACCAAGGGCAUCGUCGCUUUGUCUGACGUGGCUGCCGAGGCCGGGGUCAACAAGUUCACAGGUGGGCGCGGUGUGAUCGUCGGACCGAUCCUGAGCGAGUCGAGGUCGGACGUGUUCUGUGACAACGAGAACGGACCCAACUUCCUGUUCAAGAAUAAUGGAGACGGGACGUUUGUUGACGUGGCCAGACAGUCGGGUGUGGAGGACCUGUAUCAGCACGGCAGAGGAGUAGCACUAGCUGACUUCAAUGGCGAUGGAAAGACAGACAUCGUCUAUGGCAACUGGAACGGCCCACACAGACUCUUCCUGCAGGGCAGCGACGCUAAAUUCUGGAACAUAGCCCAUGGAGGAUUGGAAACCCCCUCACCUAUUCGCACAGUCAUCGCUGCUGACUUUGACAAUGACAAGGAGCUGGAGGUGUUUUUCAACAAUAUUGCAUAUAGAGGCGACGCCCCUAACAGGCUGUUCAGGGUGUCAAGAAGAGCAGAUGCAGACCCUUUGAUACAGGAGCUUCACGUGGGAGAUGCUGCAGAGCCGCAGGGGCGAGGAACGGGUGGCACCGUGACAGAUUUAGAUGGGGACGGACAGCUGGACCUGCUGCUGGCACAUGGAGAGAGUGCCCAGCAGCCAAUCUCUAUCUUCAAGGUUACACAGGGCUCGUCUAACAACUGGCUGCGGGUCAUCCCUCGUACCCAGUUUGGAUCCUUUGCCCGCGGAGCCAAGGUGACAGCCUUCACCAGUCAGAGUGGAGCUCACACUCGCAUCAUCGACGGAGGUUCGGGGUACCUGUGUGAGAUGGAGCCGGUCGCCCACUUUGGUUUAGGAACCGAUCAGGUGACGGUGCUGCACGUCUCCUGGCCAGACGGCAACUCCAUCACUCGAACCCUCCAGCCUGAUGAAAUUAACUCAGUGGUGGAAGUGGCCUAUCCCAAAGAAGGGGAGUCGUCUCUGCUUGCUAAUGACACGCAGUGUGGUGAAGGGUUUACUGUCAAGAAUGGACGCUGUGCAGGUCUGUGAGGAAAAUCACUUGAUAUGCAAUCAAAAUGUUCCACGACUGGGAAAUACAAUGUUACAGAAAACCUGGUUUUAAAAUACUUUCCUUUUUGUCUGUACUUUAGGGGCCUUGUUGUUUCCUUUACUCUGAGUAGUUUUAAUAUAUAUAUUUUUAAUAAUAGUUAUCUCUAUUUUUCUCUUAACCGCUUACUGCUACUGCUAACUUACAGUUGUUUUUUAUGUGUCACGGCAAACUCUUAAUAAACGGCUGCAAAUCCA
This is a messenger RNA of Anarrhichthys ocellatus (wolf-eel), 2055 nucleotides long. RefSeq names its product cartilage acidic protein 1a (gene crtac1a). The record is from RefSeq and is a predicted model, not a curated record. The coding region runs from base 157 to 1800 and encodes 547 amino acids. Gene Ontology annotation, biological process: axonal fasciculation. The transcript is spliced from 14 exons. NCBI's taxonomy places the organism in Eukaryota, Metazoa, Chordata, Actinopteri, Perciformes, Anarhichadidae.